AUGGCUUCAUCACCAUUAAUAUUCACAGUGAGGAGGUUCCAACAAGAGUUGGGGCUUCCAGCUUCUUCAACUCCACGAGAAGUUAAACUACUAUCUGACAUAGAUGAUCAACAAGGUUUACGUUUCAAUAUUCCAUUCAUAUUUAUCUAUCUCCGCGAACCAUCGAUGGCGGAAAAAGAUCCGGUUGAAGUUCUGAGAAAUGCACUGUCAGAAACGCUUGUGUAUUACUAUCCAUUAGCGGGAAGGAUUAAAGAGGGUGCUGGACGCAAGUUGAUGGUUGAUUGUACUGGUGAAGGUGUCAUGUUCAUUGGAGCUGAAGCUGAUGUAACACUUGAUCAAUUUGGUGACUCUCUCCAUCCACCAUUCCCAUGCCUCCAAGAACUUCUCUAUGAUGUUACUGGCUCAGAACUAAUUAUUGACCGUCCCAUUCGACUCAUACAAGUGACACGUUUCAAGUGCGGUGGUUUCAUAAUAGCAAUAAAUUGGAACCAUAUAAUGGGCGAUGCAUCUGGUUUAAAACAGUUGAUGAAUGCUUGGGCAGAAAUGGCUCGAGGAGCACAUCAACCUUCCAUUCAACCUGUGUGGCAUAGAGAGAUCCUCAUGGCAAGAGAUCCACCACGCAUUACAUGCAACCAUCGUGAAUACGAACAAAUACUUCCACCAAAUAAUACCAUCAAGGAAGAAGAUACUACUACUACUACCAUAGUUCAUCAAUCUUUCUGUUUUAGACCUUCAGACAUAGCUGCAAUUCAUCUUUUGGUUCCAUUCCAAUGUACCUCAUUUGAGCUUAUAGCUGCAAGUUUCUGGUACUGUCGCACAAAAGCAUUACAGUUAGAGCCAGAGAAAGAUGUACGAAUAAUGUGUCUCAUCAAUGCACGUUCAAGGUUUAACAAUAAUCAUUCAUCUUUUGUUGGAUAUUACGGUAAUUGUGUUGCUUAUCCGGCUGCUGUCACCACCGCAGGGAAGCUUUGCGGGGACUCACUAGCUUAUGCAGUGAAGUUGAUAAGAAAUUUAAAAGCUCAAGUUACAGAAGAAUACAUGAAAUCUGUGGCAGAUCUUAUGGUUAUUAAGGAACGAUGUUCAUAUACAACGGUAAGGUCUUGUGUUAUUUCAGAUUUGACUCGUGCUAACUUUGAAGAAGUGAAUUUUGGAUGGGGCGAAGGAGUGUAUGGUGGAAUAGCAAAAGGUGGGGCUGGUUCGUUUCAUGGAGCAAGUUAUAUUGUUGCACAUAAGAAUGCAAAAGGAGAAGAAUGUUUGAUAUUGUCAGUUUGUUUGCCUUUGGAAGACAUGAGAAGAUUUAAAAAAGAGUUAGAUGAGAUAAUUGGUAACCAGAAUCAACCAAUAAUGAGUGUUCAUAGUUUUGUCAAGUCUACCUUAUAG
Molecule: messenger RNA, 1380 nt
Organism: Lathyrus sativus (Indian pea)
Lineage: Eukaryota; Viridiplantae; Streptophyta; Magnoliopsida; Fabales; Fabaceae
Source: the annotation of a GenBank genome assembly